GGUGGAGCAAUGCUUAAAACGUACCUGAAGUCGACUGCGCCUAUAGUGCUACGUACUAGUAAACUGUCUUUCUGGGGACUGUGGGGGAAGUUUGAGGCUUGAAAAAUGUCUGGUCGUGGAAAGAAGGCUGUCCCAAAAGCUAAAAUGGAAGUCAAAAGCAAAUCCUCCAGAGCAGGAGUUCAGUUCCCUGUUGGCCGACUCCACAGACUACUUAGGAAAGGGAAUUAUGCAGAGAGGAUAGGUUCAGGCGCUGCAGUUUAUUUGGCUGCUGUCCUGGAGUACUUGACUGCAGAAGUUCUGGAGCUUGCAGGCAAUGCAGCAAGGGACAACAAAAAACUGAGGAUUCUUCCCAGGCACAUCCAGCUAGCCGUGCGGAAUGAUGAGGAACUGAACAGACUGCUUGGGGGAGUAACUAUAGCUGAAGGAGGGGUUUUGCCAAAUAUUCAGGCUCAACUGCUUCCUAAAAAGACCAAAAAGUCAUUUCAGGAAGAUGGUGAAAGGGAUGUCCAGUCUCAAGAAUUCUAACGGUUUAUUUAACAUUUUAAUUUUCUUAUAUUGUAAUAAAGUUUUUGCACUUUUCAA
Molecule: messenger RNA, 582 nt
Organism: Polypterus senegalus (gray bichir)
Lineage: Eukaryota; Metazoa; Chordata; Cladistia; Polypteriformes; Polypteridae
Product: late histone H2A.2.2-like
Exons: 2
Coding region: 106-525 (139 amino acids)
Cellular component (GO): nucleosome
Molecular function (GO): DNA binding; protein heterodimerization activity; structural constituent of chromatin
Source: RefSeq, a predicted model, not a curated record